Molecule: messenger RNA, 352 nt
Organism: Racocetra persica
Lineage: Eukaryota; Fungi; Glomeromycota; Glomeromycetes; Diversisporales; Gigasporaceae
Source: the annotation of a GenBank genome assembly
AUAUUAAAAGAUAAGUUAAAAUGGUUAGCAGUUACGGAAGACCAAUUAAGUUCUACAGUUUUUCAGCAUAAACAAGUGAAAUAUCCUUUAUUGGAUCAAUCAAUAAGACUCUGGGUUGAACAAAUUACCAACAGUGAAGUGAUUCUAACGGAAUUAAUGAUUAAGAAAAAGGUGAUUGUUUUUGCAAAAGCCUUGGGUCUAAGCGAUGAUACUUUAAAAUUUUCUAACGAAUGGAUCCAUAAAUUUAAACAGCGCAAUAAUCUUAGAAAUUUUAAAUUGUAUAGAGAAGCCAACAGUGCACCACUAUCUUCGCUUCUGGAAUAUAGAGAGAAAUUGCAUGAGUUGAUUGAAG